CGGCCGUUGUGUUUUGAAGAUCGCACGCGGAGAAGGACCUUCGCUAUGUACCGCAUCAUCAUCCCGGUUCUUUUGUAUAUGCGCGCGGUUAACACGGCACCGCAAGACUCUAACGUGACGUUCGUGAAGAUCGAACCAUUCAUAAAUAACGAAACAUCAUCACAAAAUACCAGUACUGAAAACAGAGUGGAGGAUAUACCACUCGACGGAAAUAACAUUACUUUCGAAAACAACGAAUUCAUUCGACUUGUUAGAAACGAUGAUCUCACUACAGAGUCCGAAUCCGAUAUCACGACGGAGAUAGCAGAAGGCAUUACCGAGGAGGUCACAACAAUACCGACGACGACUACAACACGUGCUCCAAAACCCAAAAUUACUCAAAGCCCCAGAUUCCUAUCCAAGUUAAGUCAUUUUAAAAAAGCAAAUAUAAUAAAUACAGUGUCAACGAAUUCGAUAAAUUCAUUUGCAGUUUCGACAAAAGUUGACAGACCAUAUAAAAGAAAGUUCAAGAGUCGUUGCAGAUGCGAAAAGAUUGAGAACUGUCCGAAGCUACAAAUCACUGUGCCAAGAUGUCCGAAUGAAUAUUUCUUAUGUUGUUUCUAAGAUAUUACAUUAAUUAUGGAUUGUUGAUGUGACGUUACGGAUUGUACAAAUACUUUAAUUGCUUAGUAAGUCGACGUAAAUUGAAUUUGUAAACACCGUUUUUUUUAUGUUUCAGUAUAUUUUGACGAAUUUAAAUAAGAUAUUUAUUUUCCGUCUAUAUUAGAAAAUGGAUUUGUCAUGUUUUAACCUAAUUCUAGUCCCACCGAUUGCUAUCAAACGUCAUUUCAGAGAUGAAAUAAUUGAAAUGCAACAAUUAAAUAUUUAGGAUAAAGUCUACUUUAGUGUCACCUAACACACCAACAAUCGUUAUUAUAUACACAAUAUUCACGUAUACAUUUAAUAAAAAUAGUGUUGCAUAAUUUUUAUCCAUUCCAAUUAUAUUUAGUUCUAUCUAAACAAAAGUCCUUUAAGAUAAGAGCAUCUCAAGACGUCAGCUGAUGAUCUUUAAUCACAGUCAGCAUCAAGCAACGCUAUCAAGAUUAUUUAUUUUGCAUUAUUCACUUGCAUAGUAACUAAAACUUUAGUAAUAAAUUCCUUAUAGUUUUAAGGUAUUUUUAAACUUUAGUUUUUAUUGCAUCAAUUAUCUUAUUAAUUAUUUAUUUUAUUCAAUUCGUUCGAUUGUCUUUAUGACACUACAUAAAAUCCCAUACUACUGAAAUGUGUCAUGACAUUUAUGGACUGAAAUAAUGAAGACUUGUUUAUUUAUUGAGUGUCGUACAAAUAUGUGUCCCAACAGUAAUAAUGUAGUAUAAUUAUUUAUAAAAAAUAAAUAUAUC
Molecule: messenger RNA, 1379 nt
Organism: Vanessa atalanta (red admiral)
Lineage: Eukaryota; Metazoa; Arthropoda; Insecta; Lepidoptera; Nymphalidae
Exons: 2
Coding region: 46-603 (185 amino acids)
Source: RefSeq, a predicted model, not a curated record